AUGAACUCUAAGAGGAAGAAGACUGAGGAUGAUGAUGAGAUUACAAGAAAGAGGAAUGAGAGGAAGGAGAGGCGAGAGAGGCUGUUAAUCUUAUCAAAGAAGAAGAUUGCUGAUGAGUUGGACAAGAAGAGGAAUGCUGAGAAGUUGGCCAAGAAGAGGAAGGCUGAGAAGAGGAAAUCGAAAAAGAAUGAUGAUUCGCCCCCCACGCCAAAAACCUCUCGCAAAUUGGUUUUUGAUGGCUCAGAGGAGAAGAAUGAUGACGUGCAUGAGAAUAAGGAGAACAAGGAGAAUAAGGAGGUGGAGGAGAACAAGGAGGAGGGGGAGAAUAAGGAGGUAGAGGAGAAUAAGGAGGAGGAGGUGGAGGUAGAGGGGAAUAAGGAGGUGGAGGAGAACAAGGAGGAGGGGGAGAAUAAGGAGGUAGAGAAGAAUAAGGAGGUGGAGGAGAACAAAGACAAGGAAAAGGAGGCGGAGGUGGAGAAGGAGAAGGAGGUUGAGAAGGAAGCUGAGAAGAAUGACAAGGAAGAAGAUUUGCCCCAUGUUCCAAAGGAGAAGAAAGAGGAGAAGAAGUCGAAACAAUUGGGGGAAUACACCGACCCUGGUGGGAAAGGGUUUAAACUAAAUGAUCCGGUUAAGGUUAAUCCUUUGUUACGAAUUGACGAGGAAAAGAUGAAGGAGUUGAAGAAAUGGUUAAAGAGUGAUGCAAAGGAUUUCAAGGAGUUGACGACUUGCUCUGCAGAUCGUUCUUUAUUCAACAGAUUGCUCAAGCCUCAACAAUGGUUACACAAUACGGAGAUAGAUGAAAUCUGUCAUCUACUGAAACGAAGGGCUGAGGAGUUCCCUAAGACAUAUCCAAGAAAUUUCUCAAUUGCUGACUCCAAUUUAUCUCAGAAGAUGAGUAAUCGCUAUGAAGUGUUCACCCCGAAUCCUGCAGGCUACAAAUUCGACGAUCUCAUGGAAUACGUAAUUGGUGAAGGAAGUAAUCCUUGGAAUAUUGUUGAUAUGAUAUACGUACCCUUGAACAUAAAGCAGAAGCACUGGGUCCUGUGCAAGAUUCAUCUUCAAGAUUGGUGCAUAUAUGUAUAUGACUGCGAACAGAAUAUGUUCCCAAAGGAUGAAUAUGACACAUUCUUGGAACCAAUGUGUGUAAUGGUGCCGUACUUGCUUGAACAGGGGUUCAGCACGAGCGAUAAACAAAGGUUUCCACAGAUCAAAUUGGAUGCGAUGCCAUAUUCCAUAAUACCACACCCCAUAGUCCCAAAGACAACCAAAAGUGGGGACUGUGGGGUUUUUACUAUUAUGCAUUUGGAAUACCUUACUGCCUCAUUGGAUAUAUCAAAUGUGGUCACUGAAAAUAUGAAUUUUUGGAGAAACAAAUGGGCAGUAAGGUUAUUCCAUCAAAUUGUAGACCCUUGA
Molecule: messenger RNA, 1413 nt
Organism: Impatiens glandulifera
Lineage: Eukaryota; Viridiplantae; Streptophyta; Magnoliopsida; Ericales; Balsaminaceae
Product: DNA ligase 1-like
Exons: 5
Coding region: 1-1413 (470 amino acids)
Biological process (GO): protein desumoylation
Cellular component (GO): nucleus
Molecular function (GO): deSUMOylase activity
Source: RefSeq, a predicted model, not a curated record